Messenger RNA from Tetrahymena thermophila SB210, 1218 nucleotides. RefSeq lists its product as hypothetical. The record is from RefSeq and is a predicted model, not a curated record. The transcript has a single exon. NCBI's taxonomy places the organism in Eukaryota, Ciliophora, Oligohymenophorea, Hymenostomatida, Tetrahymenidae.
AUGCAAUUAAAAAACUCUUCUGUGUUUUAAUCAAAUAGUAAAGCAGUAUUUGGAAAUGCGCUUCAGAUUACCUUAAGAAACUAAGAAUAAAGAACUGAAUUUGGCAGUGAUUAAGUUUAGUUAAUCUCAAAUCAAUUUCAUACUCCUCGAAGUCUUUUUUACUAGUCUCAUCAUAUAGAAUAAUAGUAACAACAACUAGGAUACUAAUACAGUUAAAGGGAAUUAUAGAAAUCUCCGCAAAUAUUUAAUGAUAGAAUUUUUGAGGAAUAGCUUCUGUUCAGCUAACCUAAUAAGCCCUCAACACAUUUAAGAAAACAGUAGUAAAUUAACCCAGAAGUACCUUAAAAAAGCUAGAGCUAAUAAAGGAAAUAAAAUAAAAUAAAUAACAAUGAUGAUUUAUUUAUAGAUUUAAACUAGAUUCAUAAAGAUUUCUCUACUUAGUUUUUUGGAGAUGAAAAUUAAAAAAAUAAUAAUCCCAGAAGAAGCUUACCUUCUUGUGGCUACCCAAACUUAGAAGCUUCUUUAUCUCCUUUUAGUAAUUCAAAUUAGUAUUCUUGUAACAAUUAAGAAAAUAUAUUUGAUUACAGAAUUUAAAAUAGUAAUAAGCAUUCAAUUUUUAUAAGCUAAAGUGUCAACUCAGUAAAAUACAAACCAUUUGAUUUGCUUGAGGAAUGUAAAAAUUAGCCUCAACAUAUUUAUUCAAAUUCACCUGCCCAUAAGAUUUAUGAUUAAUUCAAUUAGCAUCAAAGAAAUAAUUCAAAUCAAAAUACACCAACUAGAAGAGAGUUAAAGCCUCGCUCAAAUGAAGAUGUGUUAAAUAUGUGUAAAAAUAAUUUAGAUAAAGAAAAUAAAACAAGCAACUAAUUAGAUAAAUAAGAGCAGAAAGCUCAGAAUUAAAUUAACUCAAAAAGUAGAGCCCGGAAUAUUAACUUUUCAUCUUUUAUAAAUGAUAUUUAGAAUUCUUUUAAUUAAGAUUCAUCUCAACAAAAUUAAGUAAAUGAAAAAACUGAAUUAAAUUAACAAAAUUCAAGUUAAUUAAUUUAAAGCUCACAAAAUCCCAAGCCAUACAGUAACUCAGUUAAUCAUUCACCUCAAAUUAAAAAUGGCUCUUAAAAAUCGAUUUUAAAGCCUCCAAAAGAGAAAAUUUUAGAUUUCUUUAAUGAAUUGGUGGAUGUUACUAAAAGUCCCCAAAAUAAAAAAGUCACUUUUACUCUCUGA